Messenger RNA from Mizuhopecten yessoensis (Yesso scallop), 1855 nucleotides. RefSeq lists its product as uncharacterized. Gene Ontology annotation, molecular function: protein binding. NCBI's taxonomy places the organism in Eukaryota, Metazoa, Mollusca, Bivalvia, Pectinida, Pectinidae. The transcript is spliced from 2 exons. The record is from RefSeq and is a predicted model, not a curated record. The coding region runs from base 204 to 1541 and encodes 445 amino acids.
GGAAGAGAUGUUCCGAAAACGGUCAAGUGACAGUUAGUAACACUGCCUGAAAUAGUUGUUGUAAUUUAAAUUUUUUGGGGGAUACACAUACUGUACUGUCCGCGCUGUUUGUCAGAAAUGAUUUCUUCGUAUGUCAGACAGUGCCUGACAUAGCGAUGUAAGGAUAUUUAAGUGAUUUUGGAUACACAAUAGAAGAAUAAAAGAUGUCUGCUUGCUGGGAAGCUCUACCGGAAGUUGUACUUGGCAACGUUUUUAGUAACCUGGAUAUUGCUAGCAAAAUUGCGAUCCGGUCCACGUGCUUGCACUGGCGGCGGGCAUCAUCUCGACCAGAAGUCUGGAAGUCUUUUUCGUAUUCCGAAAGGAUGAUUUGGGAAUCUAUGUUUCCAUUAACUAUGCCUGCAUCUAUGGAGGAUUUUGAACGCUAUCGGAAGUUCCACGAAGAGUUGUUGUUUUGCGUCAAAAUGUAUGGAGCAUUCUUUACAGACGUAGAACUGGAAGUGAAAGGUACUCAAUCAUCGGAGGUAUUCGAUCGUCUGUCAAAGGUGAGCCACAAAGUGAAUUCGUUAACGCUCCUGAAACGAAUUGAAGGCGAGACAUUCUCAGGUCGUCUGAAAACCGCCAUCUUUCAAUUUUGUAAAAGAAACGUCAGGAUGACAAACGUGCGUAUAGACGAUCUAAACUUCCAGGGACAGAAGAACGAAACACUUCCGCUUGGUUUGGGACAUUCUUCCUGCUUGCAAAAGUUGCGUAUCGUGAACUCAUUCAAAGAUUGUUCUUUGAGCAAUCUUAUGUACUUGGUGAACUUGAAGGAGCUUACAAUCAAUCCGAACCAAAUGAAUUUUAGCUUACUUAAACAUUUAGCCGGAUGUUCACUCCGACAGUUAAACAUCAUGGCAAACUACAAAACGAAAGACUUUUACAACGAGGCAUUGAGCAACUUUCAUUGGAAAGAGAUUCGGAAGUGUGGGCCAAAGCUGCGCGUCCACUGCCAACUAGCCGUCCUUCAUGAGUGGACAGAGAAAGAGAUACUGUUAAAAGCAAGCAUGCCACUGUCAUCGCUGGUGUAUCGGAAAAACCGCUGGGUGAAGUGCUGGCCAGAGUUAGGCCGCAUACUCAGUAAUUACGGGGACACACUCGACGAGCUGGUGGAUUUCAGUUUAAGUGAACGCGUUUACAACCAUUCGGAUGACAUGGAAUUUUCUGACAGAAUCGACGAGCAUAUCUUAGACAUUAUCAAGUGCUGCCCUAAACUCCUAACAUUCACGGUCAAAGAAACACUGUCGAGUGCAACCAUUCUCCUCAUUGCUUUCCAGAAAAGAAACUUUCCGAACUUACUUAUUCGAGAGGACAUGAUAAUCUACCUCAAUGAUCUACCUGACGAUAUAACGGCGGACGUGGCUGCCAGGAAUUUCGUUGACAACAACUGGGAAAAAGGCAUGUUCUGUCGAGCCAUGUCUUUUCUGUUAGGCCGCGAGUGGCACCCUCUCAACAAAGCAGAGUAUUACCAAUUAGUCCAGGCAAAAUACAGCGAGUUAUUUUGAUUUCAAUUUUAAUGGUAGAUUGUGUAUAUUUUCGCGCGCCAUGAUCUUAUAUAUAGUGAUAAUGUGACAUGUAGACAAAGUUUAUUGACCAACCAGACGCCUUUAUUAGCGUGGAAAUGAUUGUCUUUCCAUUUUAUUAUCUCACCUGAGUCGACAUCUUCUGUGAGAUGUUGGCAUAGCAAUCCGUUCAUCGUGCGCCGAGACUGAACUUGGGAAGGAUGGUUAGUACACGAUUCUGACUGUUGGUUGUUGUCGUUGUUAUGUGUCUGCUAUGACGGUUCCACUGGCUUCCUUGUUAUAUAUAAAGAAUUUUU